UUCACAUGUAAGCAAACCUUGGCAUGCAGCAACAGGCAGCGGCGGCGGCCCCACCCCAUCGGUACACGGCGGCGGCGAUCGCAGCGCUGUACACGGACGUGUCCAAGCACUUGAAGGAUCUCAAUGCGCAUUCGAAUGUCGCGGUCCGCGCGGUGACGUUGCCGUCGGACGACGACAUUGCGGCGCUGGUCGAGUCGCGCGCGACGUUCUUCCCAGAAAAGUACCCCGUGGCCGCCGUCGACACGAGCAACGCUGCGAAUCUCCGGACGCGGGACGACGUGGCCCGGCCGGGCGGCGGCAAGCGGGCGAAUGGCGCGCAUGUGUUGGUGGCCGGCAAGCAGCGCGCGGUGCCUGCCGCGGACCUCCCCACGUCUGUUCAUAACGACCUCGUCCACGUAAUAGUAGCAUUAAGCAGUGGAUAUGUGCAUGUAUGUAUGCUAUAGGAUCAAGGGGUUCCUUCGAAAGCACAGCAUUGAGAUGGCCAACACCAGACUGGGGCUGCAACAGUCCAGCAAUGCCAAAAAAGAUGCGCGAAGCCAAAGCGUAGUCGCACGCAAACGACGGCAAGCCAUGAUCGCUACGGCCACGGAGGCCGAGACGCGGAAGAAGGUGGUGGGGAAGCAGGCGCUGAUUUCCGAGCUGAUGCGGUCGACCAAGUUCAACAUGCACGACAUCUUUCAAAUGAGCUGCCAGUUUAAAGAACUCGCGCGGAAAAACGGCACCAUCUCCUGUGACCACUUUGCCACGAUCAUUGGGAGUCAUUUGGGGAAACUGGUUGGGAGUGUGACCCGCACGCCUAUCACGGACGAAGACUCGGCGAUGGCGGGAGUGUCGUCGAUUGGUGAGACGAUUUCCGCGUCCAACGCGCUCGUGCAGCGGCUCUACGGAGUCUUUGACCAAGACUUGAAUGGCAGUAUCGAUUUUCGAGAGUUUAUCAUUGGCAUCAACAGCCUCGUCCAGGGCACGUUGGAGCAAAAACUAGACUCGCUCUUCAAAAUGUACGACAAAGAUGGAAGCGGCACGAUUUCGAUUUCCGAGCUCGUGUUGAUUCUCAAUGGUGGCCAAGAAAAGAUGUCCCAGUUGGCCAUUUACAUUGACGAUUACUUUGCCCAUGUUGACACGAACGGCGAUGACGUGAUCUCCGAAGAAGAGUUCGUCCAAGCGGCGUCCGUGGAGCCCCUCGUGCUUGAAGCCUUGAGUAAACCGCUGUCAUUCAACCGCCACACCAGCUUUGAAUUGCGCCAAAGUCUGCGGUGCAUCACCGAGCGCUUAAAACUCGACUGGAGCGUCAUGUUGUCCAUCUUAGACGACGUGAAUGAAGCUACAAAGCCCGACCGAGAAGCCGCGGCCCAGGAACGCAUGGGACUGGUCAAGACCAACCAAUCCGAGCCCCCCGCCUACGAAGCCCCUCCCGCCCCCCUCACGAGUGCGCAGUUCCACAACAUCAUGUUCCAGUACCUCCACGACCCGCAAGCCGACGACGGGCACACGCUGCAAGAUCUGUUUAAGUCGUACGUGCCAUCGCAGGCCCCCGCCGACCCGAAAAAUCGAGGCAAAGCCAACUGCAGAGACUUUGUCCGCGACUUGGCGGGCAUGUUGAGGAUGCUCGUGGUGGACACGACCCACGACGACGCGUGUUCGCGGUUUUACUUUCGGUUCUUUGACUACGACUGCGAUAUGCAAAUCACGCGCGAACAGCUCAGUAGUGUCGUGUGCUCGAGUUUUGGUACGAUGGGCAAUGAACUGCUGGAAACGAUGAAGUUGCUCCAAGGCAUCGACGCCAACGGCGACGGCGAGUUGACAAAGGAAGAGUAUUUGGAAGCAGCCAAGAAGAACCCGCUCUUGCUGGCGUCCAUUUACAUUUGCAUUUAAUACCGUUCACUUUAGUACAUUGUGCAAAUCAAUUAAAAAAAUUUGGACUAGUUAUUUCGCCAA
Messenger RNA from Aphanomyces astaci, 1935 nucleotides. RefSeq lists its product as hypothetical. Lineage: Eukaryota; Oomycota; Saprolegniomycetes; Saprolegniales; Verrucalvaceae. The record is from RefSeq and is a predicted model, not a curated record. Gene Ontology annotation, molecular function: calcium ion binding. The transcript has 12 exons. The coding region runs from base 421 to 1872 and encodes 483 amino acids.